AAUGUUACGCUGCUCAACAGGACAGCGCCUAUCCUGAUGCCGGCGCAUUCAGUUUCCGCCUCAUGCAUACAUCUGUCCUAAUAUUCGGUACACCUUUCAUGACAUGGCACCAAUACACACACGCACACGAUGGCUCGGCGGCUGAUUGUGUGUUUACUCAUCGUUCUUUCCUCAAUUUGUGCGGUGCCCUUCCUUUUUAUCGCGUCUCUGACUCUUUGCUUUUUUCGGGCGCCAAACAAAGUUUGCUCUUUUCCAAGUACAACAUCGUUGCGUGGGUGGCCGACCUGUCUUUCAGUUUACACAAUGGCGCAUGUGAGUUUACUAGUUGAUUUACCCCCACAAGGUUGUUUGAAACGGGGCUCUGGACUGGUUAGGUGGGUGGCCUUUUUGUCGAAUUCGUUUGUUAGUUCUUGCAUAGCUAGUAUAUCACUUAUUUGAUCGCUUGUUGUUUUCAAUGCCUUGUUGUCGUCUUGUCUGCUGCUGCUACUGUCCAAGUGCUCACAUGUUUCUGCUCUUUACCUUGAACGCUUUGCACACUGUAUGGCUU
Molecule: messenger RNA, 547 nt
Organism: Neurospora tetraspora
Lineage: Eukaryota; Fungi; Ascomycota; Sordariomycetes; Sordariales; Sordariaceae
Exons: 2
Coding region: 130-438 (102 amino acids)
Source: RefSeq, a predicted model, not a curated record